Messenger RNA from Cyprinodon variegatus (sheepshead minnow), 1152 nucleotides. RefSeq names its product cytochrome c oxidase assembly factor 7. The coding region runs from base 230 to 922 and encodes 230 amino acids. Gene Ontology annotation, cellular component: mitochondrial intermembrane space. The transcript has 3 exons. NCBI's taxonomy places the organism in Eukaryota, Metazoa, Chordata, Actinopteri, Cyprinodontiformes, Cyprinodontidae. Gene Ontology annotation, molecular function: protein binding. The record is from RefSeq and is a predicted model, not a curated record.
UCUACGGAAGCCCGCAGAGGAUAGUUAUGAAAGAGCUAAUGCUCCUCGGUUUUUAAAGGUUAGCUAGAGUUAGCUAACUCUCAGAGCGGCUUCAGCUCUAGCAGAACCACGCUGAGUUUUCCAGAAGAAGAAGAGGACUAGUUGACAUUCAAAAACCUCGCAGUAGAGCAAGGUCAAGCGGAUCAGCCUUCAGCACGUUGGUGCUGCGCGCGCGGCGGACCUGAGAAAGAUGGCGGGCCUUAUUAACUUUGAGGAUGAAAAUGAGGUGAAACAGUUUCUGGAUAAUUUAGGGGUAGAGUACAGCUUCCAGUGCUACAAGGAGAAGGACCCUGAAGGGUGCCAGAGGCUAGCGGACUAUUUGGAGGGUGUAAAGAAAAACUAUGAUUCUGCAGCACAGGUCCUCAAACAUAACUGUGAGACAAAUGGACACUCAGAGAGCUGCUAUAAGAUUGGAGCGUACCAUGUCACCGGAAAAGGCGGAGUGACAGAGUGUCUAAAAACAGCCUACACCUGCUUCAUGCGCUCCUGCAAAGCCGGAGGAAAGAAGUCCAUCGACGCCUGCCAUAACGUUGGUCUGUUAGCCCACGACGGGCGAGCUCUGGAGGGGGGCCCUGACGUCGCCGUGGCUCGGGAGUACUACGAAAAGGCCUGCGCCGGCGGCUUCGCUCCGUCCUGCUUCAACCUCAGCGCCCUGUUCAUCGAGGGCAACUCCAAGGGGCUGGCACCCAACAUGAGUCAAGCCUUUAAGUUCGCCAGCAGGGCCUGUGAGCUGGGACACGUGUGGGGGUGCGCCAACGCCAGCCGGAUGUGCAGGCUCGGGGACGGAACAGAGAAGGACGAGAAGAAGGCAGAUGAGCUUAAGAAUCGAGCCAAGGAGCUGCACGGUUUAGAAAAAGAAAGGCAGCUGAAAUUUGGGGAGUGAUUUAACACGUUCCCAUGAAAUUCUAUUUUUAUUUCUGUUUAUCCACAAAUGUUUUCCUCCAAGCUGUCUGCUUGGAGAAUAGCUGGAUCAUCAGAUGUAAGAGGUGGUAAUAAUGUGUCUUUGAAUGCAUCUCUUUCAUUACAGUCUGUAGAUGUAAAAUUGUCAGAACUGUGUACAUUUGUACGAUAUACAAAAUAGUCAUUUUCAAAACAAUAAAUUGAUUAAAAGUU